Messenger RNA from Diospyros lotus (date-plum), 582 nucleotides. RefSeq lists its product as uncharacterized. Lineage: Eukaryota; Viridiplantae; Streptophyta; Magnoliopsida; Ericales; Ebenaceae. The transcript is spliced from 2 exons. Bases 1 to 582 code for a protein of 193 amino acids. The record is from RefSeq and is a predicted model, not a curated record.
AUGGGUGGUCGCAGAGGUAAGAGUAAGGAACCAAUAUCGUGGUCUGAUGAGAACAAACAUGCAUUUAUCGGUAUUCCUUACGAAAAUGUGAAAUUGGGGAUUUUGCAAUGUUCUACAUUCAUGAAAGACGAUUGGGGCAAGAUCAAUCAAUCCAUGAUUACUCUCACAAAAAUGGAUUAUGACAAAGAUAGAUUAAAGGGGAAAUGGAACCGUUUACGUAAGAUACAUUGCUUGUUCUCUGAACUUUUAGGACAUACAGGUGUUACAUGGGAUCCAAAUACCAACAAAGUUAAUGCUCCAGAGGAAGUUUGGCAACACUUUUAUAUGAUUAACAAGUCCGAGUACAAAAUAUUCGAGAAGGAAGGAUGUAAGCACUAUGAAACUCUUGGAGAGAUAUUUGGCAGGACUAUAACUACUGGAGGAUUAGGCAAUGCUUCCACUCAGCUUCCUCCAAAAUCAGAGGAAGAAAGGCAGUUAGAAGAUGAUUUUUUGAAUAAAAGAAUUUAUGUACGUGUGGAGAAUGCUGAUGAAGUUACAAAUACUCGUCAACGUGAAGAAAUUGGUGAAUCUAGCGAAUGUUGA